AUGACAGACAUGCUACCCAAGUCACUCACAUCACUGACUGUGAGACGUCUACCCGAGCACAUUGAUAUCUACUCAUUGCCAAGAACACUUCAAACAUUAAACAUCGGUCAUAUUACAGAGGAUUGCAAAGUCUCGGGCACACUACCUCCAUCAAUCACAUCGAUGAAGUUGAACAAAACAACAUAUGAUCAACUAUGUGUUGCCCGUGACCUAUCAGACUCGCUACGUUCAUUGACCUUGUUACAUGAAGACAGGACAGAGGACCCCAAGGUUGAGGUGCUACCAACAUCCCUCACAAGCCUCGUCUUCGUUCCGUAUUGCUCGAUCACUCAUCAGAGUCCGGCGAACCUGGUGCUCCCAUCAGGGCUACUCGAGCUAACAUACAGUGAGGGAUUCAACUAUGUCAUCCCAGUGGGCUACCUCCCCGACACACUGACGAGUCUGCAUUUUAAUGAUCAAUUUAACAUGGAUAUCCAGCCUGGAUCCCUGCCCUCAUCACUACGCUCACUGUCCUUUGGCUAUUACUAUAGCAAAGAGUUCCAACCUGGUGUCUUCCCACAUGGCCUACAGACACUUAUAUUCCCUAGAGAGUAUGACUAUCCUAUUCCCCAUCUUCCCCAAUCACUCACGACGCUGUCACUUGGUGAAUGCCCUGAGUGGCCAUUCGCACCUGGUGCGCUGUCCCCAUCAAUUACCAACUUCACCUAUGGAUCACUGUGUGACACUGCAAUCGAAUAUAUACGCGAGAUGCAUAACCUCAAGACUCUGACCUUUGAGAGCGACUUUGAUUACCCGCUCUCCCCUGGCUCGCUGCCCCAAUCAAUCACAAAGCUAUCCUUUGGCGGUCCUUUGGACAGCACAAUAGAGAUUGGAUCAUUCCCUUCAUCACUCACCAGUCUGUCAUUUGAGUUCUUGGAGCAGCCCAUCGAUCCAGAUGUGUUCCCAUCAUCAAUCACUCAUCUAUCUUUGUGCGACCUACCAUCACAACAAACUGGUCCGAUCACAAUGCCCAGUGGAGUCAAACAUCUUGGUCUUUGGAACUUGGGUCAAUGUCUGAAGCUCAACUCUGAGUCCACAUUCGAGAGAUUGACAAUACAUGGUGGGGACUAUAUAUCUUGUCUGGAGGCACAUGGAUGUAGCAGUGACGAGCCAUUCACAAUGAUAAGGAUAGGUCAACUACAUAUCAAGAUAGCAAGAGAUGAUGAUCCUAUCAGUGCAAGUGAUGCGAUAUCAUACAUUGUCGGUCAAGCAAGGAAUAUCCUCAAUCCAAUUGUAUUUCCAAAUGUCCACACCUUCCACAUCGAGUCCAGAGACUCUUUCAACUUCCAGUUGAGAUGGGUGGAUGCCAAAUGGGCAAUAAUCACAAUGGAACGUGAUGGUGCAAUUCGAAUAUGGACAUUUCAAUUAGAGUAUGAUGAAUAUUAUGAUGAUGAGAGUGAAUAA
Acytostelium subglobosum LB1 is the source of this 1443-nucleotide messenger RNA. RefSeq lists its product as hypothetical. The transcript has a single exon. The coding region runs from base 1 to 1443 and encodes 480 amino acids. Lineage: Eukaryota; Evosea; Eumycetozoa; Acytosteliales; Acytosteliaceae. The record is from RefSeq and is a predicted model, not a curated record.